Penicillium brevicompactum is the source of this 2388-nucleotide messenger RNA. RefSeq lists its product as uncharacterized. Gene Ontology annotation, cellular component: nucleus. Gene Ontology annotation, molecular function: zinc ion binding; RNA polymerase II cis-regulatory region sequence-specific DNA binding; DNA-binding transcription activator activity, RNA polymerase II-specific. The coding region runs from base 1 to 2388 and encodes 795 amino acids. Gene Ontology annotation, biological process: regulation of transcription by RNA polymerase II; DNA-templated transcription. The transcript is spliced from 4 exons. The record is from RefSeq and is a predicted model, not a curated record. Lineage: Eukaryota; Fungi; Ascomycota; Eurotiomycetes; Eurotiales; Aspergillaceae.
AUGUCAGCUCCUCAAGCGACAGAAUUGGGAGGAACCCCUCCAGAUGAAGUGAUAGAGCCACAGCCAUUGCGUCGCCGGCGCCCACCACUCUCGUGCGUGACCUGCCGGCGCCGCAAAUUGAAGUGCGAUCGCGCAAAUCCAUGCGGGCAAUGCGUCCGCUCCAAAACAACAGAUGAAUGUGUCUUCACCGGCGCAGAGCCAAAUACGAAUCGGCGAAUGUCACCACCUGCGUCGAGCUCAAUGCGCAGCCCGGCAAACGAGCCGCGACCCGGGAUGUAUGUCUUCGACUCCAAAAUGCCGCCCAAGACGGGAUCGAAGACCUCAUCUCGUGUUUCGAAACGACGACCGGAUGAGCUUUCAGAGAUGAGGCAGAGAUUGAGGGCAUUAGAAAAUUCCCUCAAGUCGAAUGUUCAGACGCCAGCGACGUCGGUUGAUAUGUAUUCGGAGAUCGACACGGCUAGCACGACGGAAAAUGUGGGUGUUGACGAUCGGGUGCGAUUUUUGCCCGACGCCAGUUUUCGCGGGAAGAAGAACAAAACUCGGUACUUUGGUCGCAGUCAUUACACUACGACGAUCUCUUUUUUUCAAGAUGUCGGGGCUUUUUUGCGUCGGGGUCAGCACCGCGGACAAGGGAAAGACGUGGAGUACACCGACAUGAAGCAGUUCAAGACGGAGCUUUGGUCGCGUGAAACCCAGGAUCAUCAGCGUGAGUUCCGUGAACAGGCGUUCAAGCUCAAUGAGAUGGUUCCGCCGCGAAAGGUGGUGGACCUUCUUCUCCGUCUGUAUCUCGAUACGUUUGAGACGACAUAUCGCAUUCUGCACACACCUACCUUUUUGAAGCAAUAUGAAGAAUACUGGAACAAUCCCCAAAAUGUUGACUUGGGAUUCGUCGCUCAGUUACUUGCCGUGAUGGCUGCUGGUAGCUGCUUUUACGUCCCACCUCAAGGGCUGGACGACCGCGACAUCUUCCAAAAGCCUGCCAUCCGAUGGAUCAUGGCUGUUCAGUCCUACAUCUCUUGCACCUUUGUAAGUCCUGACAUUGACUUCCACAUGCUCCAGACUCAGUGCCUCCUGCUGGUGGCGCGUCUCGGAAUCGCUAGUGAUGGGGACGUAGCCUGGGCAUCGGCCGGCUCACUUAUUCGAUCCGCGAUGACAAUGGGCCUUCAUCGCGAUCCUACCCGAUUUCCCAAAUCCAAGCCUUUCCAUUCCGAGACACGUCGCAGGUUGUGGGCGACGAUUGUGGAGUUAGAUCUGAUGAUCGCUCUCGACCGUGGAGUUCCCCCGACCGUUGAUCUCGAUGAAUGUGAUUGCGAUGCGCCGUCAAAUUGGGAUGACUCCGACCUGGUUCUCGAAAUGGAGUACAAUCCUGCACCUGGAACUACUACGUUCUGUACUCAAAACUUCUACCAAACUCUCCUUACAAAAACACUCCCUCUGCGAUACAGCAUUGCGAAACGAAUAAACAGUCUUAGGUUCACCCUCUCCUACGACGACGCUCUUCGAAUGGGCGAGGAAAUCUCCAAUGCAAUGCAACACGCAUCCAAAAUCUUCGAAGAUGACGCCUCAGCCAUUCUCCCCGAAGACGCGCACCGCCACCGCUUCGCUCAAUCGCUGCAUCUCUUCAUGAUGCGCAAAUUCCUCCUUGCUCUCCACCGUCCCUUCUCUCUCAGCGUUGUCAGAUUACCCAAAUGCUCAUAUUCCCGAAAGAUCUGCCUCGAGGAGUCCCUCGGCAUUCUCUCCCAGAUGGAGAUCCCUCUCUCCCCAGAAAACAUCCAGUACCCACACAUCACCCAACUGGGCAGUGGAAUGUUCCGCAACGAAACCUUCCACGCCGCCAUCACCGUCUGUGUCGAACUAUCGCUCCAAGCAAACGAACAGCGGUCUUCCGUCUCAGGCAUGGAAGGCGUGAACUUCAGCGUCCUUCUGAGCAUGAUUCAAUCCCAGCAGCUCGUCAUGAUGCAGGCUGUUGAGCGUGCAGCCGAGAGCUUCGGCAAAAGAGUCGCAUGCGGUGGAAAAGGGAGCAAGCCAUUCUUCUUCUUGAAUAUCAUCUUAGCAUCAGUCAAAUCGCGCGUGAAGGGCGAAGAUCCGAUGUGCAAGGUUGAGGCUGCCUCGAAACGGGCCGUACGUAUCUGCAGAGAGAUUUUGAAUGGUCAUUCUUACCAAGAUGCCCAGAUUGCUGUUGAUAGCAGGCCAUCACUGACUCCGAUAGCUUCGGGACUCACCCCGUCGGCCACCACGCCAAGCGACUUCGAUCCCGUUUCCUUUAUGUAUGGGGACUUCAGCGACUUUACUCCCAUGGAAAUCGGCGGAUGGGGUGAUGGAAUGGAUCUCAAUGGUUCGGAGCUAUGGGAUCCUGAGUUGUUUGCAAAUCUGCCCACGUUCCCAUGA